Cynara cardunculus var. scolymus (artichoke) is the source of this 1614-nucleotide messenger RNA. Its product is annotated as ubiquitin carboxyl-terminal hydrolase 4-like. Gene Ontology annotation, cellular component: cytosol; nucleus. Lineage: Eukaryota; Viridiplantae; Streptophyta; Magnoliopsida; Asterales; Asteraceae. Gene Ontology annotation, molecular function: cysteine-type endopeptidase activity; cysteine-type deubiquitinase activity. The coding region runs from base 302 to 1411 and encodes 369 amino acids. The transcript has 6 exons. The record is from RefSeq and is a predicted model, not a curated record. Gene Ontology annotation, biological process: protein deubiquitination.
GGGUAGAGAACUGUUUGAUAAAAAAAAGAAGAAAGAAAACUCGAUCAAACUGUUUCUGAUUUCUCACGCCUCUCUUUGAAAUAUCCGUUUUCCAAAUAUAAACCCUAAUCGAUCGCUUAUCAAAUCUUUUGUUUUUCUGCGAUUUAAAUGAAUACAUCUACAUAUUACCUGAAGAACCCUAGGCAAUAGCUUAACGAAAUUAUUUUUGAAUUCCAAUAUUUCUCGCUGAGAUUUCUGGAUUCGAUUGAAGGGGUUACGAUUGAAAGAAAUAGAGGAAUUCUGGUAUUUGGUGGAUGGUCUCAUGGGGGCAACGGGGUCUAAGCUCGAGAAAGCUCUAGGAGACCAGUUUCCUGAAGGCGAACGAUAUUUUGGAUUAGAAAACUUCGGUAACACUUGCUAUUGUAACAGUGUCCUGCAGGCUCUAUAUUUUUGUGUUCCAUUUCGUGAACAGCUACUUGAAUAUUAUGGAAAUGUUAGAAAUCCAGGAGAUGUAGAAGAAAAUCUUCUUACAUGUUUGGCAGAACUGUUUAUGCAGAUUAGCACACAAAAGAAGAAAACUGGUGUUAUUGCUCCAAAACGCUUUGUACAAAGAGUGAAGAAGGAAAAUGAACUUUUCCGUGGUUACAUGCAUCAGGAUGCACAUGAAUUUUUGAAUUUCUUGUUAAACGAACUAGUUGACAUACUAGAGAAAGAAAGCCAUGCAACAAAAGGUACAAAAGAACAUUCAUCACCUCCUGAAAAGAUUACCAAUGGGAUACAUGUUGCUCAGGCCAAUGGUGUACGGAAGGAGCCCUUAGUUACUUGGGUUCACAAAAACUUUCAGGGUAUACUUACAAACGAAACAAAGUGUUUAAGAUGUGAAACUGUGACUGCAAGGGAUGAGACGUUCUUAGAUUUGAGCCUUGAUAUAGAGCAGAACAGUUCAAUUACGAGUUGUCUAAAGAACUUCAGUUCGACCGAGACCUUAAAUGCUGAGGAUAAGUUUUUCUGCGAUAAAUGCUGCAGUUUACAGGAAGCACAAAAGAGGAUGAAGAUCAAGAAACCGCCUCAUAUUUUGGUUAUACAUUUGAAGCGUUUCAAGUACAUGGAACAGCUUGGUCGGUACAAGAAGUUAUCGUAUCGUGUUGUUUUCCCUCUGGAGCUGAAGCUGACCAACACCAUGGAAGACGCCGAUUGUGAGUACUCUCUAUUCGCAGUCGUGGUUCACGUCGGCAGCGGGCCCAACCAUGGCCAUUAUGUCAGUCUGGUGAAAAGCCACAACCACUGGCUCUUCUUUGAUGACGAAAAUGUAGAGAUGAUCGACGAAUCUGCCGUCCAAACCUCAUUCGGUUCAGCUCAAGAGUAUGCAAGCAACACCGAUCAUGGGUACAUCCUGUUGUACGAGAGCCUUGCUACCAACAACACGAGCUGAACGUUGAAUGGCAUUUCUCGUACUUUUUUCGCGUCUAUUUCUUAUGUGUUUCUGUUUUUUGGCAUGAAAUAUAGCAUUUUGGAUUAGAUAAGAAGAAACUUGAGAUGGGUUUGAUGUACAGUUGAUGCUGCUAUUUGAGUUCAUCUGUUUUUAGUAAUAAAGAUGCACAUGUGAAUGCCCAAAUGUUCACAUAUGAUUGGAAU